AUGACAUCGAGCCGAACGCGAGAUGGAUGGUUGCCUUUCAAUUUUGGCGCAGAGAUGAAGCGCUUCUUCGUGUGGCGAGACGAGGUGUGCAUGCGAUGGACUGCCUUCUGCUUCGCCUGCGACCACCGAGUAGCGAGCAUGAGAUCUGGUCUGGUCAUGAGCCAUGUUGGUACAGUUGAAGUCAUGCCACCUGCAGCAGCGCCGCCCGUCGUCCCAGUCGAGCGCGCGCCGCCGUCACGAGCGUCACGCAAGCCCGAGCAGUCCGCGAGGUAUGGCAUGGAGACGGCCGAGGAGACCGAGCAAGCCCAUGUCCGCGCCGUCAUUGCUUCCCUCCGGCGUUACAGACCGGAAGCCUUGACGAGCAACAACAAGCGUCGAUCAGAUUUCUAUCAGCUCUCACUCGCUCACCAGGAUCUGCUCGGUCAACCGCACAAGGACCUCAUCAAGAACAUUGACGGAUGCAUACUUGCCAAUGCACGGUUCCUUGCACUCGUAGCGGACACCGCGAGUGAAGGCAUCUUUAUCAGCGAGGGCGCGGCAGGCAGCGAAGAGCAGCAGGCAAGCCAUGCUCACUCGCACAACCGAGAAGACGCUUCGAAAGUGAGAAGCACGCUCAAGCAAUUUGCAAGAGAAUGGAGCUCUGCAGGCGCGCGAGAACGGAGAGCGGUAUACGAUCCCAUGCUCGAAGCGCUCGAAGCCCACUUUGUGCACACAUCAGAGCCUACCCGCACCGGACUACAUUGCUUGGUGCCCGGUGCUGGGCUGGGUCGACUCGUAUGGGAAACAGCAAAACGUGGAUUCAGUGCGCAAGGGAACGAGUUCUCUAUGCUCAUGCUGCUCGCAUCAGACUAUCUGCUCAACCACUCAGAUGCGGUGGAACAGCAUACCAUCUAUCCGUUUGCGCAUAGUCUGAGCAACCUGCCAGCACGAACGACUGCUUUGCAGCCCGUCAGACUACCGGACGUCUUGCCAAGCGAUCUGCCUCCUGUUGACUUUUCGAUGACCGCUGGCGACUUUGUCGAGAUCUACGGCACGGCCGAAGCACGAGGCCAAUGGAACGCCAUCCUGACGAGCUUCUUCAUCGAUACGGCGAGGAACGUCAUCGAGUACCUCGAGACGAUUCACAAUCUGCUCGCCGACGAUGGCAUCUGGAUCAACUGCGGUCCUCUGCUCUGGCAUUUCGAACAAACGCCCGGGGAGACCUCGAUCGAGAUGCCACUGGACGAUCUCAAGAGGAUCAUCACCUCGAUCGGCUUCGAUAUGGCCAACGAGAGGAUGAUAGAGACGAUGUACACUGAUUCGGCAGAUAUGCUAAUGCAGCACCGCUACACUGCCGCUUUCUGGACUUGCACCAAGCGGAGGACGAACUAG
This is a messenger RNA of Mixia osmundae IAM 14324, 1371 nucleotides long. RefSeq lists its product as uncharacterized. Gene Ontology annotation, molecular function: S-adenosylmethionine-dependent methyltransferase activity. Lineage: Eukaryota; Fungi; Basidiomycota; Mixiomycetes; Mixiales; Mixiaceae. The transcript is spliced from 4 exons. Bases 1 to 1371 code for a protein of 456 amino acids. The record is from RefSeq and is a predicted model, not a curated record.